AUGUCUGCAUUUGACAUUGAUUCGUUGACGCAGUAUCAAAUUAAACAGAUGACUAGAGAUGAAUUGGUUGUCUUGGUUGUGGACUGGUUACAAAGGUUUAGAGACAAAUCUGCAUUACUGAUUAAGGAGAACAACCUGCAGGAGGAUUUGGAAAAAGCUAAUCAACAAAUUGAGCUUCUAAAUGAGAAAAUUGCGUCACUCACCAAAGAGCUAAACUGGUCUAUCAAGCAAAACAAAUACCUGGAAGGUCAGCAAAUCCCACAGUUACAACACGAGUUAGAGAACCGGGGUUCCCACAGGGCUCAGUUGUUAUCUGAGGUAAAACAGUACCAAACUAAAGUCAAAGAGCUUCAAAGCGCUUUAAAAAACCUUGAGAGGGACUCAAAACAGCAGAUUGAUCGGAUUUUGUUGGAAAAAAGGCAAGCGAUGUCUCAAAUUACAGCACACAAAGUGAAGAUUGAAAAGCAACAAAGUGAAGUGAAGAAACUUGAGUUUGAGCUGUCCCGAAAGAUUGACGAAAUCGGCCUGAAGAACAACGAGAUUGUGAGAGAAAAAGACAAGUCCAAACUUCUUGAGGGCACGAUAAAAGCUCUGGAAAAGCAGUUGAAAGAGGCAGAGAAGGAAAAUAACAUUCUUGAGAAGAAACUUAAAAAAACUCCAAAGGAAGAAGCCAUAGAAAAAACUAAGAUAGAGUUUAAAGCAAGGCUGAAUGUAACUUCAACUGUAUUAGCUCAGGAAAAACAACGAAACAAGACAUUAACAGAAUGUCUGAAGAAACGGGAUAUCGAGUUGAGUAAUCUCUUGAAGCAACAGCCUAGGCGCCGCUCAGAACCACAGCGACAGGCCAUGGUUGUGUCAAAAAGUUUUGAACCCACCGCAUCUGAUUGGAGAGAGCUGAGGAAAGAAAAUAUAUCCUUAAAUUCUCAGAUAAAGGCACUUACUGAAAGCAGGCAGAGGGAUCAAGUUCUCAUUAAAGACAUCACCGACCAAGUGAUUAAGUUCAGAACGUUGUACAUCAGUGAGAAGAUACAACACGAGAAUUUGAAGGAAUUCAUGAAUUUCAAACCGGCUCAGGUAGAAGACAAUAUCGCUGUGGAAGAACCUACAGUCAAAACUCAAACCAACGAUAAACAAGUUCAAAUUCUACCACCCAUUGACAAACCAACCCUCCAGCUGCCCAAGACAAAGUCAAUUUGUAAUCGAAGAAUUUUGUUUCUGAGUGAAGGCAAAUUAGAGCCAGAGUUUAAAGUAGACUUCCUCACAACAAAAUCAGAUUUAAAGCAGUUUAAGCCAACGGCCCCUAGCAAAAGGACGCCUGAAAGGCCACCAUUUUCACCGACAGUCAGAAAGCUUUUUCCCAGGGAAAGUGAGAGGAGAAAAAAAUUAGAGGGCAACCUCGGGGGAGUGCCACAGUAG
This is a messenger RNA of Poeciliopsis prolifica (blackstripe livebearer), 1416 nucleotides long. RefSeq names its product rho-associated protein kinase 1-like. Bases 1 to 1416 code for a protein of 471 amino acids. Lineage: Eukaryota; Metazoa; Chordata; Actinopteri; Cyprinodontiformes; Poeciliidae. The transcript has a single exon. The record is from RefSeq and is a predicted model, not a curated record.